AUGCACAUCGCUCCUUUCCACCAGGCAAAUGGUGUUCCUCGACUGUCCUCGGUGGCGAAAGCCGCAACCUGCGUCGGUUCCUCGGCCAUGUCGAGGCCGCCGGACCUACGACGCGCAGACGCAGCAGGGCCAGGCACAAAAUACCAUCCCGAGACCAUAUCUCGCAUGCUUCGGCGCCGAUUCUCUCGAGAGUCCAAAGACUCCAGCGCACAUCAUGAGCCAAGCAAGUUCCUGUUUCCGUUUCCUCGGAAGUCGUCAAGGUCCGGCUCAAAAGCCACCACCGAGCUUACUGCGUUGGGAGACUAUGGCAGCAGUUUGAUGAGUGAGAGUCGAUAUGACAGUGACGCGCAAUUCAUUUCGACUCCGCAACGGGAUCUCAUGGAUUCCCCGGCAAGCCGUGGUCGUCGCAGGAUGGAACUGAGCAACUUGAUUGAACAGAGUCACGAAAAUGGUGAAUCUGAGCGUUGGGCCAUCGGCCAUGGUGAUAACAUUCCAGAACCCCCCGUGUCUGCCUUUGGGAUGCAUUUCAUCCAUACCCCUCCCAGCAGUAUGAGAAGUCAGCGCAGUCCGUACCACAAAGUUCAUGAUGCGGCCUUCGUUGAAGGCGAACGGAAGCAUGAGCACAGCAUCAAGUUGAACUUGGCGCGGUCCCUUCCCAAUCUGAAUUCAAUCAGCCAAGGAUGCAGGGGACCAAUUUCAGUGCCGCCGCAUGCGCCCCAUUUCUCUGGGGGUCCCAAUGAUCAGAAACAUUCCAGAGACUGCCAAUCCAUGGGAAUUAGUAACCACAAUUACGGCGUGGCUGCUUCAGGCUCGCUACCGAAUCAAUCAUCCGGCAUGAUGGUUGCCAAAAGUCGACAGCAAGCCGCCUCGAGCACCCCUCUGACUGGUACCCAAACCGUCCAUCUGGAAGACAAGGGCAUGUCACAUCGAUUUGCCCCUCAAUGCGCAUCAUCUGGCCCCAUGUCUUGCAAUCUCUCAAUUGAUGACCUGAUCCGCAACGACAGAUACGGUGCAUUCAUGAACGCGUCACAAGAAACUAUGCCUGCAUCCCCGAGGUCAGCCACAUCGAUAGCCUGUGGACACGAUCCCCGAACCCAAAUUUAUCAUCAGCGAGAUGGGUCUUCAUAUUACUCCCACCGGCCCAAUCCUAUUUCAGCUAAUGCUUCUCGUGCCCACUCACCUGCAUUGGACGUCGAGAAGCAUAUCGGUAUAGGGUCCAGAAGCACCUUCAAAUUGACAGCUGAGGACGCUAACCUUCAUCAUGGCUCCCCCCAAACAAAUGGCAUGUUGAGUAGCAAGUUUGAAGAACACUGCGAUAACGGCAGCCCAGAAGCCCAAGUUCACCUUGAGUCCAACGAUAUCCAUGGCAUAGGGUCCCCACGCAAAGUCAGUGCCGGUUGGAUGUCUGGAGGUCGACGGGUGGGCUAUGGCUAUAGUCCAGUGCCUAAUGAUGAAGCCGUGCAGCAUACGCAGCAUUGCGAUAGCCAUUCGCCUGUGCGACCAUGUUCAACCCAGAAGACAGAGCCAGUGAUUCACGAUGCCAACCUCCAGAGAGGCCAUGCUGGUCAGUCUCACGGGGGAAGAACUGACCAUGUGUAUGCAGCUGAGCCAACCAUCCCGGAAACUAAGUCUACCCCAGUCAACCAUCAUUCAAACCGUCCUGAGGUCGGGCGUGCUACUGUUCCCAGAGCCCGAAAUCCCACUCGAACGAUCAAUGACUACCCAGAACCUCCCUACCUUCGAGACAUUCUUUCAGGCCGCUACAGCGAAGAGCAUGAUCGCGAAUCUGUAAUAUCAGAUGAAAGAGGCACUGGAAGUCUUCGUGCAGCCAAAGUGCCUCCAAAGAGUCAAGCUGAACACUGUCAAGUUCCGCAGAGCUCGCAUCAUGUCAGCCGACCCGCCGACACCCCGCUGCACCGCUGGGCUCGCCUGAGCCAAUCGAUGAAGGCAAAUCCACUGACAGUAAAGGACCAGAAAGGCCGCAGGUCCGGGAUCAGGGGCGUAAUCCAACCAAAGAAGGGGCAGCAGGUCCCCAAUUCAGGCGAUAACGCAGUGGAUAUUGACCCAGAUUACCUCGGCAUAGAGCACGACUUGACCGGUGGAGACGUGGCUCAUCUGUUGCGCCCAAGCAACUCCCGGGGCGCGAAAUGGGUACGCAGGUUGUCUAAGCACAAGGAAAGCACAUGGCACUCGAAUGUACACCAGCAGGAAAUAUCACAGGCGUCGUCGGGUCCAUACCUUGACUGUGACCAUAACGACCUUGAGCGGGCAAAUUCUACCAAAAGCACACUCGCGGAAGACUUUGCGAAUAUGUAUCAGGGGUGUCUGGAUAUGCCCGGAUCAUUUGAAGGCAGCCGCUGGGCUAAUCGAACUAGUCGGAUGUUGUGGGACCUGGUCACGACAGAUGAUGAUCAGUGA
Messenger RNA from Penicillium canariense, 2418 nucleotides. RefSeq lists its product as uncharacterized. Lineage: Eukaryota; Fungi; Ascomycota; Eurotiomycetes; Eurotiales; Aspergillaceae. The coding region runs from base 1 to 2418 and encodes 805 amino acids. The transcript has 2 exons. The record is from RefSeq and is a predicted model, not a curated record.